This is a messenger RNA of Culex pipiens pallens (northern house mosquito), 851 nucleotides long. RefSeq lists its product as uncharacterized. The record is from RefSeq and is a predicted model, not a curated record. Bases 1 to 705 code for a protein of 234 amino acids. NCBI's taxonomy places the organism in Eukaryota, Metazoa, Arthropoda, Insecta, Diptera, Culicidae. The transcript has 3 exons.
AUGACAGUUAAGAACUGUUUUUUUUUCACUUGCGGAACCGAUCCUCGCAACCUCUCGCAACAACCUACCCCGCAAUCCACUAGCAAUCUGUGCCAGAAGCCCAGUGCGGAUCUGCGCUCCGACCCAGAAAUUGCCGACAAGACCAUCGACUGCCUCGGACUUGGGAUUUCACCGGAGGUCGAUCCGACGGUGCGGAUUUGCGCCGGCUGUGCCGAACGCGUCGACGCGCAGCACGCCUUCCGGACGCGAGACCUGCACUGCAACAGUUACGUCGAGAACGGGCUGGAGGACAAGGAAGACGAGGACGUGUGCCGGUUCUGCUUGAAGGCGGAUGGCGGGGCGGCGUUGGUCGAGUUGUUUCCGGGCGGCGGCGGGAGCGUGGCGGAUGAGGUGCAAACGGUGCGGGAUUGUUUAGGGGUUGAGAUCAACAGCUGGGACAUGGUGACGAAGAUUUGCGGGGAUUGUGUGGGCGGUGUUGAAGAGUUGGCUGAAUUUCGGGCGGAAUUUUCGCCGACAGCCGGCACCGAGGCCGGCACGGUGAAGCUGGAGGACGUGACGGAUUCGUCGGAUUCGUACAGCAUUGGCAGCGAAAAUGGGGAAGGGGGUGAGGGUUUUGAGUCGGACAGUUCGACGGCGGAUAACGGGGAGAAGCGUGGGGGAAAAGCGGAAGAUCACGGCACGGUCGCUGCCGUGGAUUGGAAGUGACCACGAGGUUAAGGCUAGUACGCUGAUCGGAAGGAAAGGGGUCAAGAAACAGCUUUACGAACAGCAGAACAAAAGAGAGAGAGCGAUUUCUUGGGGCUUUUCUUCACCCUCUCUGACUUGCUUGCGCUGCCGCUGCUGCCCAUUUG